AUGGACGGGCCACAGCCGGAGGCGCCCAACUAUGACUCGCUCAGCAUCGAAGACAAGCUCUCACACAAGGCGUGGAGCGGUCGUCAAGACGGCUAUAUAGCGCUCGCCAAGAGUUUCAGGCUUUCAGCAUCAGACGAUGAUCCCGUCUUUGACAUCUUCAACCGCGACGCUGGUCUCAUCAAGCGCGCAGUCUGUGACGCUCAUGCUGCAGCGCAAGAGCGCGCACUCGAAUGUGUACUUGCCUAUCUCACCUAUGGCCCCGCACAAGCGACUGCACGUUCCCGCGAAACCGUCGUCACCGCGCUCGUCGAGAAAUGCCUGGGCUCGGCUCGUGCAGGCACAAAGCUCAAAGCAAUAGAACUGGCGCUCGCAUACGUUGAGGUCGAUGAUGGCGCAGACGGCGUCAUCGCGGAUCUCACGCCCGGACUGAAAGCAAAGCAACCCAAGACUGUUGCAGCGACAGCUGCCGCGCUCAAAGAGAUUGUCAAGUACUUCGGUGUCAAGGGCAUAUUCGCUCCCAAAGUUGUUCUUGCCCUUCUGCCCAGCAUCUUUGAGCAUCCAGACAAGAAUGUCAGGGCAGAGGGUACGCUCCUCGUGCAAGAGCUGCAUCGCUUCAGUUGCACUGGUCUCGAUGCUGCUCUGUCGUCUCUCAAGCCUAUCCAAACGAAAGAACUGAGCGAGCUGUUAGCUACCAUGGACUCUGAGGGAAGUGGAAAGGGCUCAGGGCGCGCCACCCGCCUCACACGGGCAGAACAGCGCCAAAGGACGAUACGAUCAGCCGAGCAAGCCUUAGAAGGCUUUACUGGUCUUGCGGGGAGCAUAGACGAGAGAGCCGCAUCGCCGGCCAUCGUCGCUGCAGCUGAAGAAGAAGAAGACAGCGAUGAAUGGGAAACAGCCGAGCCUGUAGAUGUGCUAGCAAAGAUACCCGAGAACUUCGAGACUCAAGUCGUUGCGGUCAAAUGGGACGAACGUAAGGCAGCUCUCGAGCCCGUCCUUGCGGCAGCAAAAGUCGUACGCAUAAAGCCACUCGACUAUAGUCCCGUCAUGCGCCUACUCGCAGGCCGCAUCAAGUCCGACAGCCAGUACCUGUGCCUUCAACUCUCUGCACAGUGCAUACAAGCUUUCGCAGCAGGCUUAAGAAGCGAUUUUGCGCCCUACAGACCCAUCGUCAUGCCCCCAUUGUUCGAGAAGCUCAAGGAGAAGAAGCAGUCGAUUCUCGAUGCUGUCACGUCUACACUCGACGCUAUCGCGCUCAUAACACCCCUGUUCGAGCUUUUGCCCGAUCUGGCUACAUACAUCAAGCACAAGGUUCCCGCUGUUAAGGAGCAAACGGCAAGGCUCAUCGGCAGGACGCUCGCAAAGACGCUGUCGCUGCCAUCACCGGGCGACACGAAGACUCUCGCGGCGCUUUUGGUCAAUGCCAUGGAAGACAGCUGCGAGCCAUUGAGGGCAGCUGCGGCUGAAGCCCUCGGCAUACUGCUGAAGCUAGUUGGUGAACGGCCCCUUGCAGCUACGAUCGACGGUCUCGACGAUAUCAGGAAGAAAAAGGUCAGAGCAGCUCAUGACGAAGCUGUCAUCGCCUACAAAGGCACCGGAGCCAAGUCAGCUCCAGCAGUAGCUCCAGCUGCUCGAGCCCAACCUGUAAGAGCCGCGCUGCCCCCUUCGAAAGCGACGAGCACACUCGCGAACAAGGAAAACGUUGCGCCUGCAGCAAAGUCAAACACGGGUGAUUUCAGAUCAGCCCCGGUUGCCAGGCCGACGCAACCUACUGCAAUUCGCCCAGCGGUCAAGGCAGUGCCUGCUAUGAGACCAGCAGCUAGCAAGUCGAGCGCGCCUGCCAUCGCCGCGAAGCCUGUCGAGCCAUUGCGAUUCAAGUUCAGCGCUGACGAUGUCGAACCAUACGCCCAGGACAAUCUUCCGCAACAGACAGUAGCCGGAUUCUCAUCCGCAGCGUGGAAAGACAGAGUCGAAGCGCUCACGGAACUCGAAAAGCUGGUAAAAGAGCAGUCUACCCUCGAAGCCGAAGCCGUAGUGCGCAUAUUAUCCAAGAAGCCAGGCUGGAAGGAGAGCAAUAUCCAGGUCUGGGCCAAGAUGCUGGCGGUCUUUCAGAGCUUGACAGUAUGCGAGACAUUCAGCAAAGCUUGUAUCGCCCUGACCGUGUCCCACGUCUCUGAGAAGCUCAGCGAAGCCAAGCAUAAAGCAGCCUUGAGCGCCCUCUUGACGACUUAUGCGGAGAAGACUUCGCUGCAGUAUGUCUUGGGACAAGCUUACGAACCAUUUGGCAAGCUCAAAGCGCCGAAAGCACAAGCAGAUGCUCUCGCAUGGGUCGAUGAAAGCCUGCGUGAUUUCGGCAUUGACGGCAUCUCGCUGCGAGAGCUUAUUGAAUACCUCAAAACGGGUUUAAAGAGCGCAAACGCAGCAGUGCGCGCUAACGCACAGAAGGCUGUGGUCACAUUGCGCCUGUACGUCGGACCAGAUCUACGUAGCCGCUUAGAAGAUCUCAAUGCCACGCUACUCGCCGCGCUUGACAGCGAGUUUGCCAAAGUGGCAGAACAGCCUCCACCAGAGCCUACCCGCUUCAGCGCCGAAUCGCAAGGGCCAAGCAAAGCUGCAGCCCCGAGUUUAGCACAACUGGAUGCUGAGGAAAGCGAGGCAAUACCAAGAGUUGCACUUGAUAAGCUCAUUCCCGCUAGCGCUCUCGCGCAGCUUGACGAUGCUAAUUGGAAAGUCCGCAAAGAACAGCUCGAGAUUGUGCAGCAGCUCCUAAAUGACAAUCCCCGGCUACAGCCUUCUCUGGGCGGCUUGCCUGCCGGUCUCAAGCUGCGCUUAUCCGAUAGUAAUCGAGUCGUGCAGCUUCUUGCCCUGAGUUUGCUGGCAAAGCUCGCUAUCGCCGUAGGAAAGCCAUUCGAGCGGCAUUGCAAGAUAUUCGCGCCACCAGUACUCGCAGCGACUGCUGACGCGAAAGUCAGCGAGGCCAGCUUGGCUGCACUCAGUGCGAUGUCAGAAUCGUGCGGCCUGGCCGUACUUCUGCCAGCAGUCACGAAAGCUUUCGAGAAUCCUAACCCGUCAUUGCGAAAGGAGCUCCUUGAUUGGUUGCAACCCAGAAGUGCAGCGGCACAAGCCGAUCUCAAGCCACUCGUGGCGCCCAUCCUGGCAUGCUGUGAAGAUCGCGCCCCAGAAGUACGCAAAAGCGCGCAGGCUCUGCUGCCUGCAGUCGUCAGUGCCGUGGGACCUUCUUACGUGCACAGUCAGACGACGUCGAUGAAACCUGCCACACGAUCCACGCUCGCGCCUCUGAUCGACGCAGCUGCAGCUAGCAGCAAUGCGAACGCUGAGCCCCUCGUAGCAGCGCCGCCCGCAUUGGUGCAGAUCUCCCCGGUCGUCAAAAGUCCUCCGCGAUCGCCAACGCCUGGACCUGUUAGAUCAGGUUUGUCAACCCGGCCGGCGUCGAUGUCGACCAGACCGCCCCGAGCCAGCCUGACUUCGGGUCUCGCGCCGCCCGCGCAGUCGAGCUUCAAUGAGGAAACGGCAGCAGAUUUGCCCUGCUUUGCGAGCGGCAAUGCCGAUGAUAAGCUUGCUCGAGCGACGCGCGACGUUGGCUUCGCGAAAUGGGGCGUCGAUGGUCCAUCGAGAGCCGAUUUGAUCGAUUCCCUAAAGCAAGCAUUAGCGGGCUGUCUCGAGCCAACUCUCUAUGAAAAGCUCUUUCGAGCAGAUCAUCACUCGGAACGCGAUACUUUGCUCGGCCUUGACCUGCUUAUCCGACCGCUGGUCCCAACCGAGAACAUCAUGCAAAGAGACAGAGCUACCUUCCUCGCGAAUGCCGAUCUCCUCUACAAGUACAUUACCUUGCGGCUGGCCAGCACGAGUACGAGCAUCAUUCUGCGCUGCUUCGACCUAUUCGAUGCUUUGCUAUCAAUGACCUCCGCUUGCGAUCAAACGUUGUCGGACUAUGAAGUCUCUGUUUUCAUGCCCAGCCUCGUCAUCAAGAUCGGGGACGGCAAAGAGACAACGCGCCAGCGAGUGCAUACGGUGAUAAAGUCGAUAUGCACUCUACAUCCGAACAGCAAGAUAUUCACGACAUUGCUCGAGCACGGUCUCGAGAACAAGAAUUCGCGCGUACGCUCGGAGACAUUGGAGGAGGUUGGACAUAUCCUCCAGCGAAACGGGAUCAGUGUCUGCCAGCCUGCGCGCGCGCUUCCUCGCAUCGCAGUGCUGAUCGAAGACAAGGAUUCUACCACGCGGUCCGCGGCACUCACAGUUCUUGCAAUCGCAUAUCCAAUGCUAGGCGAUACACUCUGGAGCAAUGUAGGCAAGCUAUCAGACAAGAGCCUAUCUUUACUCGAAGAGAAGCUCAAGCGAACUCCGACGGGAUUGGUCUCGCGAGGACAGAGCUCAAGUAGUGCUCCAUCGACGCCGUCGCGCAACCCUACUCGUGCCAUCAAUGGCACGCCCGCAAGCAUCAGGCAGGCAUCAGUGUUGCCGGGCUCCUCGAAUCGAAUGCCGUCCGUCAGCCGCGCAGGAUCGGGCUCUCUACCCAACAGCGGAGCUGUGACGCCGCAGCGACGGCAGUCGGUCCAGACAGAGCGCGCAGCGACAGGAAGCUAUCAGGAGACUAUCCAGCAGGCUCGUCAGCCUGAUCUCGACCUCUCGGACAUGGACACUUGUGUUGACUGCAUGCUCAAUCAAGAUCCUCAGAUUCGAAACUCUGCGCUCAAGGCAGCAGCCCAGAUUGCUGCCAACCGACCGGCCGAGGUACUGCCAUACGCCGAAGUCGUUGCUGCCUCGUCGACGCGCAUUCUGCGCGAAGUGUUCGAAGACUUGUCUGACGAAUCGCCCCUACUGACAUUGAAAGGCGCCAAAUACGUGCUCACAUUGCUGAACAGCAUGUUUGACAAGGCUAUACUCGCUCAAGCUCUCACAGUUGGCACACUCACAAGCAUCAUGGCAGAGCUCAUUCGCCGUCUGCUCGAGACCGAGCCAUCUGUCGCUGCAGGUACCGCCAUUGCUGGCCUGCAUAAAACGUUAAACACGCUCCUUAUCCGCGUUUUGUUGCGUUCUGAACGUACCGUGUGUUUUGGGGCGCUGCUCGCACUUCUGCUAGACGCUGCUCAGCCCUUGCGGGAUCUCGAGGGUGUGGAACUCGAGUUACGUGCCGCGUAUGCGGAGCUCGCAAUGAAGUGCACAUGGCGUAUAACUAAAGGGCUUGAAGACGACAUCAAAGCAGGCAGAAUUGACGUCAGUCAGCUCCUGCUCGAUGUGCAUCUCUUCAUGAGCGCGAUUGGUCAAGACGAGUGGCGCAGGCGAGCAGCUGACGGGGUCAAACUCGCUGACGGUCCACAGCGUGCGGUCAAGACUAUCAUCGCUACUACGCUAAGAGUACUUGGCACAUCUGUGUUCCAGCAGACUCUACGCAUCCCAGAUGCCGACUCUUCGCCGGUUCUCGAAUAUCUCACCCGACAAGCAACGGCCGCAAAGCUCUUGACGCAACCGCUCCCUGUUGCGAAUGGCGUCGUCGGUCAAGCAAGCAGCGAGAAGGCUCAAGUAGAUCCUCAUCUCGAAGCUGAGCGGCAAGAGCUCAAGCGUAUCUUUGACCGCAUUGGCGCAGCCGACACUCAUGCAGCAGGAAUCGCGGAGUUGUACGACUUCAAGCAGUCUCAUCCGGGCGGGGCUGCUCAGGAGUUCCUCGACAAGACCCAGCCUCAUUUCCAGAAGUACAUCGCACGGGCGAUGUCGAAUCUGGCAGACAGACGCGAACAAGAGCGUUUGAGUCGGGACGUAGACUAG
Molecule: messenger RNA, 5784 nt
Organism: Mixia osmundae IAM 14324
Lineage: Eukaryota; Fungi; Basidiomycota; Mixiomycetes; Mixiales; Mixiaceae
Exons: 8
Coding region: 1-5784 (1927 amino acids)
Biological process (GO): establishment or maintenance of microtubule cytoskeleton polarity; mitotic spindle organization; microtubule polymerization
Cellular component (GO): spindle pole body; spindle pole; kinetochore
Molecular function (GO): microtubule plus end polymerase activity; microtubule plus-end binding
Source: RefSeq, a predicted model, not a curated record